AUGAGCACGUGUCAGCUCCAUGAUAACACGUCAUCUAUAGAUCAGCAAGCAUGUGUAUUAUCUCAGACCGUGUUGGCGCCGCCGUUUGGAUUUUCAGCAAACCCCAAUGGCGGGCUUUCUCCAUUGUACCCGCUGUUUCCUGUAGAGGGGUCCUCUCAGGCUGCAGUGCCAGCGUGGGGCAUGGCUGUUCCUUCGUUUCAACCUGUGCUGUCCUUUCCGCAGGCGGCCACACUAGAUGAGAUGGCUGCCCCCACUUCUGCUCCUGUCCCUGUCCAGCCUUUUAGGCAAUCUGUUAUUGAUGCUACCGGUUCUGAUCCUGCAGUGAAAGGUGCGCUGUUGUCAGAGGACUGUGCCAACAGUGGUAACGACAGAACGGGGUUUACUAUUUCCAAGCCAAGCCGGUUGGAGAUGAAGAAAAGAGACCGGGGCGCCGCGGCCGCUGAUGCUGCAAUGCUGUCUGGUAACCAGGGAAAGCAGCCAGUGAAGCGCGCACCUCGCCGGGUCUGGAGCGACGAGGAGCACUCAGCUUAUCUGAGGUUUGUGCGACAUAAGGCCAUCAAUGGUAGGAUUGACGAGCGUAUUCUCGCGACUAUACCUAAUCGGACACUGGUGCAGAUAAAGCAGUAUAACUACAAGUACAACAUCUAUCGCGAUAAUGGCCUGGACGUCGUGGAUGACGCUUUUAGCCGUAACCCCCAGGUACUGACUGACUUCUCUAAUUUCAUUGGCACGAUCGUUUCUAAGUACGUUGUUAAUGCUAAACCUAAAAUGGGAACCUUCCUUGGACUAUAUGAUUCCAUUGCAUUCCAGUGGAACUUGUACCACAGCCUCAGAAUCCUGGGUUCAUCAUCGUCUGUGUCUGCAUCAACGUCUCAGAAUGACUCUGGGACGAUUCCUCCAUUUUCCUCCGACACACUUAGAAACAUAUGCCUUGGAAUGAUAGAGCUCAUUCAGAAGCCUGUUUUCCGCAAUAGCUCUCUCCAGAUUUUUGAGCUGGUGCGCUUCUUAACUACGUUGAGAAGAUACAUUAGUGGUGCAGCACAUAUUCAAGCGUUCAAGCACUUUAUCAAGUUCCUUUCUCUUCUAACAGACGGGUUGGACCUGACGCGCUGUAAUGACAAGCUUACCUCUAGAGACCUUCAGAACCUGUUCUCCCUCUGUGAGGAACCGUGCACGGCCGAUGACGCCCUAUACAUUGCGACAACGGUGGUACCGUCUGUCUACAUCAGUUUUCAGUGCACCCCAGGGGCGGACCCAGGCGCCCUGAGGGCAAUUACCAACUUGGAGAGCUGCCACCUCCACAUCCCCCACAUCCCUUCGUCGGUCUAUCAAAUGUUAUGCAGUGUCCUUUCCCAGAUUUGCCACGAGCUGGAGCCCCGUACGUGCUUGUACCUUUCAACAACGUUUCUAGUCUACCUCCAGAUUCUGAGCGGGUCUGUCGAAGAGAUCAUAUAUGAGAUCUAUAAGUACGGAUCCCCUCGUUGCACUACCAAGACAGUCUCGGAGCAGAGCACCCUCAUCCUCUGUGUAAUAUCCUACAUCCUUUGCUUUGCUAUCGUUCAGUAUGAGGAGAACGAAGUCACCUAA
Giardia duodenalis is the source of this 1587-nucleotide messenger RNA. RefSeq lists its product as uncharacterized. Bases 1 to 1587 code for a protein of 528 amino acids. The record is from RefSeq and is a predicted model, not a curated record. NCBI's taxonomy places the organism in Eukaryota, Fornicata, Diplomonadida, Hexamitidae. The transcript has a single exon.